AUGCAGUCCAAGGUGCUGAGCCUCGAGCUGCUGCUGAGCGUGCUCGAGCACGCGGGCCCGUCGUUCCGCGGCGGCGCGCGCUUCGUCGGCGCCGUGCGCCAGUAUCUCUGCGUGUCCCUGCUGAAGAACUGCACGUCGAACGUGACGCACGUCGUCGCGCUGAGCCUGCGCAUCUUCGUCGCGCUCAUCUCCAAGUUCCGCGACCACCUCAAGGCGGAGAUCGAGGUCUUCAUCCACCACAUCUUCCUGCGGAUUUUAGAUUCGGACAACUCGACGCACGAGCACAAGAUGCUCGUGCUCGAGGUCUUCCACAAGCUCUGCGGCGACACGGACUCGCUCGUCGAGAUCUUCCUGAGCUACGACGCGGACUUCGAGUCCGUGGACGUCUUCAAGCACAUCGUCGUCGCGCUGGCGCGCGUCGUCAAGGGGUCGGCG
Molecule: messenger RNA, 435 nt
Organism: Aureococcus anophagefferens
Lineage: Eukaryota; Pelagophyceae; Pelagomonadales; Pelagomonadaceae
Exons: 1
Source: RefSeq, a predicted model, not a curated record